This is a messenger RNA of Xenopus laevis (African clawed frog), 2971 nucleotides long. It is a transcript of the gene clptm1.S, whose product is annotated as cleft lip and palate associated transmembrane protein 1 S homeolog. Gene Ontology annotation, cellular component: endomembrane system; membrane. Bases 125 to 1996 code for a protein of 623 amino acids. The record is from RefSeq and is a predicted model, not a curated record. Lineage: Eukaryota; Metazoa; Chordata; Amphibia; Anura; Pipidae. The transcript is spliced from 14 exons.
UUUCUGUUUCUGCUUUAGACGUAACAAAUGCCUAUUGGCUAAGAGUGGGGCAGGAAACCAAAGACGGACGUCUGUAUAGUUUCUCGCGAUAUUGUGCGCGCACAGUGACAGAGCAUAGAAUAAGAUGGAGGUGCCGGGGGCAGAGACUCAGACCAGUGUUAAUGGCACAGUUGGAAGUGAAGCAGCUGUUCCCCCUGAGCAACCAAAUCAACAACAGCAGCAACCACCUCCUCCAAAUGCAUGGCAAGUUAUUAAAGGAGUCCUAUUUAGGAUUUUUGUUAUAUGGGCCAUCAGCAGUUGGUUUCGCAGAGGCUCAGCACCACAGGACCAAGCAACACCCACUGGAGCACCCCGGCCACCCAGCCGGAAUCUUUUUUCCAAAGACACCUUAAUGGAUCUUCAUGUUUAUCUCUCUGAGAAAGAAUCCUUCACCGAGUUUAACGUAACUAGUGCUGUUUUCUGGGAACAGCGAGACCUGGUUUAUGGGGACUGGAGCAGUGGGGCUAAUGGGGAUGGUUGCUAUGAACAAUACUCUGAGAUUCAAGUACCAGAGGGUGUCCAGAAUAAUGGAACCUUCUAUAUUCAUGUUUAUCUCACCAAGAGUGGCUUCCAUCCAGAUCCAAGUCAGAAAGCACUAUACAGGAGGCUGGCUACUCUGCACACAUCUCGCAUGCUUAAUAAAUACAAACGGCGACGAUUUCUGAAGACCAAAAAUCUUUUGACUGGGGAGACAGAGGCUGAUCCAGAGAUGAUCAAGAGAGCUGAGGACUUUGGUCCUGUUGAAAUUAUUUCUCAUUGGCAUCCAAAUCUAACAAUAAACAUAGUUGAUGACCACACUCCUUGGGUGCAAGGCAGUGUUCCACCACCUCUGGACCAAUAUGUGAAAUUUGAUGCAGUCAGUGGUGAUUACUACCCCAUCCUAUAUUUUAAUGACUACUGGAACCUGCAGAAAGAUUACAUUCCAAUUAACACAAGUGUGUCUGCAUUGCCUCUGCGGAUAACUUUCUGUCCCCUGUCCUUGUGGCGGUGGCAGCUGUAUGCAGCACAGAGCUCCCGUAGCCCCUGGAAUUUUCUAGGAGAAGAGCUGUAUGAACAAUCUGAUGAGGAGCAGGACUCUGUUAAGGUAGCGCUUCUGGAAACCAAUCCAUAUCUCCUGGCUUUAACCAUCACAGUGUCCAUCGUACACAGUGUCUUUGAGUUUCUCGCCUUCAAGAAUGACAUUCAGUUUUGGAAUAGUCGUCAGUCUUUGGAAGGUCUCUCCGUGCGCUCCGUUAUUUUUGGGGUGUUCCAGUCUUUGGUUGUCCUACUCUAUAUUUUGGACAAUGAAACAAACUUUGUGGUGCAGGUCAGCGUUGGUAUUGGUCUGCUCAUCGAUUUUUGGAAGAUCACAAAAGUUAUGGAUGUCAAGUUGGACAGACAGAACAAAGUGGCUGGCAUCUUCCCUAGGCUGACGGUGAAAGACAAAUCCACUUAUGUUGAGUCAUCUACAAAGGUCUAUGAUGGUUUGGCUUUUAGGUACCUGUCAUGGAUCCUGUUCCCAUUACUGGGGUGCUAUGCUGUGUACAGCCUAUUGUAUGUGGAACACAAGGGCUGGUAUUCCUGGGUACUCGGUAUGUUGUAUGGAUUUCUCCUCACAUUUGGGUUUAUCACUAUGACCCCCCAGCUGUUUAUUAACUACAAGCUGAAGUCUGUGGCCCACCUCCCAUGGAGGAUGUUGACAUACAAAGCCCUGAAUACCUUCAUUGAUGACCUGUUUGCUUUUGUCAUCAAAAUGCCCAUGAUGUACAGGAUUGGCUGCCUGCGAGAUGAUGUGGUGUUCUUUAUAUAUUUGUACCAGCGUUGGAUUUAUAGGGUGGAUCCCACACGGGUAAAUGAGUUUGGAACCAGCGGAGAAGCACCAACUCCUCUUCCUGCCCAGGAUGGACCUGCAUCUCUUACACAUGGCCAAGAAGUCAGUGCCCCACUCAAACCAGAGGAAGAUAAAAAGAAGGACUGAUUUGCUUCCUGGUUUCCCAAAUACCCAUUUGAACUGUUCUGCCCCCUUUUGGGGGGUAUAUUGGCUGCUGUUUUAUAUAUAAAACCCCUCCUUACCCUACUCCUUUGUUGAGAUGGCGUAUCCCUUUUUACGUUAAUGUGUAUAUGGAACUGGUAAGGUUUUGUCUUUUCUCUGCCCCCUCUUUCCGUUUGCCUCUCUGUCAACUCUGUUUCUAUGUCCUCUUAUCUUUCUCCUUUCUGUCCUUUCUGUCUAGCUCUCUUCUUUUCCACUUCUCUCCAUGAUUCAGCUGUGCCGUAUCUCCAUGCUCUCUUUUUUUUUUUCCCCCUCCUUUCUACACUGCUCUAGUGCAGGAUCAAAAUGUGCUAUUCAGGUUUAAUAAAUAUGGCCUCUCUUUAAUGAUCGGCUGCUGUUUGUGCAGCAGUCUUGAUCUUCAGAUUUCAAACUUACUGAACAAAUGCCCUAGGUGCUGUCUCACCACCUCCCACUUGAUCAGUGUGCCUGGUUGUGCUUCUAGCCCUCAUAGGGUUUUACUUCAAAUUUUGUUAACGUCGAAAGUGGGCUGUGUCCUCUGUAUUGGCAGUUCCAUCUCUGUAAACAGCACUGCCGUCUGUGUGUGUCAUGUGUCUCAGGUUUUUCUCAUCUGUGUACAAUAAUUUAUAAUGUAACUGAUAGAAUAUGUGUUAUAAAACAUUUUCUAGAAGCCAGAGAUAAUUCAAGGGGGAUCUGUUUCAGUUUGUUUGGAUAUUAUGGGUAGGGGGCCACUGACGUGCCACUUAACCAUGCCAAAGUCUAAUUUAAAUUACCAGCCAUAAUUUCUUUUUUUUUUUUUUUUUUAACGGAAAGGGAAGAAAUAUAGGCAUUGCUGGAUCCCUUCUGGCACCAUAUUUGACCCCCUGCUUUGGCAAUUUGCUUUCUUUGGUACAAAGGAAUCUGGGAAUAAGAAAUUGCAAAUAAAGCUGUUUCUUUCCCUUUAAA